GCGUGUGGUCAAUUCGACUCCGAUACGCAGGCGCGUUUCUCAUUGGUCAGCGUCAGCCAAUAGAAAUCGAAAAGAGUUGGGACGGUGGUAGUAGUGGGGGGAGCGACUCCCGCCGGAGCGUCAGUCGUCGUUUGGUCUUCAAAGGGUGAGUAUGGAAGAAGAAGCCUGGUCUGUAGAGGGACCAGUUGAAAUUAUUAACCUCGCCAUGUUGCUAUUUCAAUUUUUUACUCAAUUACUCUCUUUUCUUUUACAGGUUGUUACCAAUAGCUGACCCUCUUUCCUCUAAUUUAAUCCCAUUUUCGCGAUUAAACGGAAGGGGAAACUUAAUCCAAUCAAGCUCUACUAUUGUUUGGACGUUCCUAAGAAAUCUGAAUUCAUGACUGUUAUACUGCCAUAAAUGGGAAUACGGCGCAUGCGCGCUGCUUCAAUUUUGCUCAGUUAGCAACACGUAAGGUGGAACGUUCCGCGCUAGCCAAUAGAAACCGAAAAGACUGGACGAUGUUAGUAGUGGGGAGAGCUACUCCCGCCGGAGCGUCAGUCGUCGUUUGGUCUUCGAAGUGUACAGCUCUCCUGUCAGUUUUUUAUAAAAGUAAAAGAAGUGUACAGCAGCUAUUUAGACCUGUCAAUUGCUGUUAUUUGGACAUUCUAGGACAUUUUGAAUUUGUAACUGGCAGCUCUCUAAGUUCUCAGCAGAAAGAAAAGGAGGAAAAGCAGAAGUCUAUGGAAGCUUUUCAGACCAGGUUUAAUGCUGUCAUUGUUUCGAUAUGGGAAUUUGCGAUCGAUUCUAUUAUUGAUGGUUUAUCACGUCCUUCAAAGAUAAGGGCGAGAGUAAAAAAGGGUUAUCUUGAAAGACACGGAAUUCUCCACUGGAGUUGCAGACUUUUUAGAACUCGGUCUAUUUUUACGGUUAUUUUUCACAUUUUUUGAAUGGAAAUUUAACUUGAAAGUAGGGAUCUCCGAGGGCUAUUUAGUUUUGAGACUCUCCUUGAAGCUGAAAAUUUGUUAUUAAGGCAGCUCUCGAAGUUCUCAGCAGAAAUAGAAGGAGAAGCUUUUCAGACCUGGUUUAAUGCUGUCAUUGUUUGGAUAUGGGAAUUCGCGAUUGAUUUUCCAUGUGAUUGAGAAAUGUCCAUUUGAUUGAAUUCUCGUACGGCUGAUUCUGUGGCUAAUGGUCCAAUCUGAUGUUUCAGAAAAUAGUUAUUAUUAGUGUUUUUCCUUAUAAAGAUUUUCUUUUG
Leptopilina boulardi is the source of this 1232-nucleotide messenger RNA. RefSeq lists its product as uncharacterized. Bases 499 to 927 code for a protein of 142 amino acids. The record is from RefSeq and is a predicted model, not a curated record. The transcript has 7 exons. NCBI's taxonomy places the organism in Eukaryota, Metazoa, Arthropoda, Insecta, Hymenoptera, Figitidae.